Pyricularia grisea is the source of this 1065-nucleotide messenger RNA. RefSeq lists its product as uncharacterized. Gene Ontology annotation, biological process: U1 snRNA 3'-end processing; U4 snRNA 3'-end processing; nuclear polyadenylation-dependent mRNA catabolic process. Gene Ontology annotation, cellular component: nuclear exosome (RNase complex); cytoplasmic exosome (RNase complex). NCBI's taxonomy places the organism in Eukaryota, Fungi, Ascomycota, Sordariomycetes, Magnaporthales, Pyriculariaceae. The transcript has a single exon. The record is from RefSeq and is a predicted model, not a curated record. The coding region runs from base 1 to 1065 and encodes 354 amino acids.
AUGGCUUCAGCCUCAACGACUUCAAGCACACCGACGACCUUCCCCCGCUCAACCUUCGCAAAGCUCUCCCCGCACCCCUUCCUGCUCGCCAACCUCGCCCCGACCGACAACUCUCACCCGCCGGCCCGCACAAACGGCCGCGCCCAGACCGAGAGCCGCGCCGUCAACGUCAACACGGGCUCUCUGUCGCACGCACAGGGCAGCGCCGUCGUCCGCUGCGGCGACACCACCGUCAUCUGCGGCGUCAGGGCCGAGAUCCUGCCCGUGGCUUCCAUACCCAACUACCGCGCCAUUGAUGAUGACGCGGCAACGCCGGCGGCCGGCAUCGAGAGGGGUCGGAGGGAGCUCAGGGACUACGACCUGCUGGUCCCAAACAUAGAGCUCGCCACAGGCUGCGCGCCCCAGUUCCUGCCGGGCGUGCCGCCCACCACCCUCGCGCAGACGCUGAGCAGUCGCGUCUACUCGCUGCUGCACGCCUCGGACCUGCUGUCUGUUGACGAUCUGCGGAUUGUGCACACCCCUGUGGCGAGGAGCAGACACGACGAUGGUGACGAGGCGAUGGACGACGACGACGACGACGACGGGAAGAAGCCAGAGACCAAGGCCUUUUGGACGCUCUUCAUCGAUGUGUUGUUCAUCUCGUUUGACGGUAACCCGUUCGACGUCGCCUGGACGGCCGUCCUCGCCGCCCUGCGGGACACGAAGCUUCCAGCCGCCAAGUGGGACGAGGACAGGGAGAUGGUCUUGUGCUCACGGCAGGCGCCGGCCAAGCCGCUCAGCGUGCGCGGGUUUCCGGUCGCUUGCACGGCGGCCGUAGUGCGGCGGCGGCGCGACGACCCGGACGUGGCCGGCGAUCAGUACUGGGUGCUGGUGGACCCGGACCGGUCGGAGGAGGAGCUAUGCGAUGAGUUCGUGUCGGUCGUCGUCGACGGCGAGGGCGGGGACGGUGUCAAGAUCCUCAGUCUGCUCAAGCUCGGAGGCACCGCUGCCGGGAUGGAGUUUAUCAACCGGCUGGUUACAGUGGCGGAGGCGAGGUGGAAGGAGAUCAGGGGAGCUAUGAGGUAA